Messenger RNA from Corylus avellana, 1445 nucleotides. RefSeq lists its product as uncharacterized. The record is from RefSeq and is a predicted model, not a curated record. NCBI's taxonomy places the organism in Eukaryota, Viridiplantae, Streptophyta, Magnoliopsida, Fagales, Betulaceae.
AUGGCUUCUUCAAUUUCUUCAAAAGCGAGCAAAAUUCAAAAAAAUCACAGCCCUUCAUCUCAUGGAACCCUACACAAGUCGGUACCUAUUUCAGGGCUGCUCCUUUUUUUGUUUUGCAUCUUCUCCUUAAACCCUCCCAGCAAUUACCAACCUUUCAGUCGUCCCACUACUACUCCCAGCUCUUCGACCAACAUCAGCCACAUUGUUUUUGGAAUUGUCGGCGCCCUGAAUACAUGGAACUCCAGAAAACCAUACGUUGAAUCAUGGUGGCGACCAAACAUAACCCGAGGAUAUCUUUUCCUUGACGGACAGCCGACGCCGGAGUUCCAACCAUGGCCUUCAAAUCUUCCUCCUUUUCAUGUCAGCGAGGAUGUCAGGAACAUCCCAACAUUCCCCAAAACGGUGAGGCUGAUUCCGGCUCGAAUCGUGCGAACAAUAAUUGAAGCGUUUAGGGAGGGAGAUAAAAACGUGAGGUGGUAUGUGAUGGGAGAUGACGAUACAAUAUUUUUUGUUGAUAAUUUAAUUGGGGUUCUUGCAAAAUACAACCAUUCAAAGUACUACUAUAUUGGGUCGAAUUCUGAGUUUGUUAAAUCCAACUAUGAUUUCUCGUUUGAUAUGGCUUUUGGUGGAGCUGGAUAUGCUUUGAGCUACCCUCUGGUUGAAGCAUUGGCAGCCAAGUUAGACGCUUGUAUUUUGAGAUAUCCUCGCUCCCAUGGCAGUGAUCAUACACUCUUCUCAUGUUUGUCUGAUUUUGGAGUUCCUUUGACUCUUGAGAAAGGGUUUCAUCAGAUUGAUCUACGAAAUGACUCAUCAGGUUUUCUAUCAGCUCAGGCCCAGACUCCUUUCCUCUCUCUCCACCACAUUGACGCCAUUGACCCAAUCUUCCCCUCCAUGAACCGUUCGGAAGCCGUAAACCACCUCAUGAAGGCGGCGAAAGCGGACCAAUCCCGUCUUCUUCAACAAACCAUAUGCUACCACAGGCCAACCAACUGGUCUUUCUCUGUCUCAUGGGGCUACUCUGCUUAUAUCUACGAAAACAUAAUCCCUCGGAGCAUUUUAUGCAGACCCCUUGAGACAUUUACAAAAUGGAGGAGAAGGGCAAAGCCACCCCUCUACAUGUUCGACACCCGACGGCUCUCCAGCGAUCCCUGUCAAGCUCCUCAUGUGUUUUUCUUUGAUUCUAUAGAGCUUACACAAGGUGAUCAUGAUGAACAAGUUGUAACUACAUAUAUUAGAAAAUUGCCUCGGGGUUUACCAAAUUGUUCAUCCACUGGUAAUCAUUCAGCGGAUGCAAUCACCAAAAUUCAGGUGCUUUCACCAGCAACAACACGCUUGGAGGCCGAAGGAAUAGAGUGCUGUGACAUUGAAUAUGAUGGUAGAACCAGUGCUACACAAGUCAAAUACAGGCCUUGCUUGAAGGAUGAAGUGAUUGCCUAGUUACUCUA